AUGCGCAUUCUGUCGGCAUUCUUCGCAGUGCUCUUCACCUUCAUCAACCCGACAAUGAUAGUGAACGUGAUCUCGCAAAUGGAGGCGUUCCUACACAUGAAUUCUCAACUGCCAGACCAUCUUCGAUUCCUCGCUAUCGACAUGCUCGUUUCUCAUCUCAAAUCGACGGAUCACCGGAUAAAAGCUUACGUUUAUGGAUGCGUCAUCCUGAUUACCCUCCUACACGUCAUGUUCACAUGCCUAUCGUUGUAUGGGAUCUACUCGUGUCGCGCCAAAUUCAUGAAACCGCUGAUAGUGGAUAUUAUAACGAGUUCGAUCUUCCUGCUCCUUUUCGUCUUCUUCUCCCUAUUCAUGUACUGGCGUCUCAACACUCUCGGUUCCAUCACUGAAAAAGAAACAACGAAACUGCAACUUCGAAAUAUGUACGUUGGCGUUGGCUUCCUUAUUGCCUACGGUCUCUGGGCUAUAAUCACUUGUCUCGCUCAUUCCGACACCAAAAAGUUACGAGCUGAUUUCAUGUAUUGGAUAGAAGAGGAGCGGAUGUCGAUGAGAAGUCGACACAAUGUCUCUGUCGAUAAUCGAUCGGAUCGAUCUUCCAAAGGAUCGAAGGCCUCUCGAGCAUCGAAAAGUUCGGCGAGAAGUGCGAAAUCUGAAAUCGGGACGAGCGCGAGUACGGAGAGGAAAUCUCCGAGAGGAGAGGGAUCUUCGUCGAAAGGGGACUAUCAAAAGGUGUCCACAAACUCUUGUAAUACUUCGAUUUGCAAAAAAGUCUCCGUUACUAAUGCUAGAUUGUCGGUUCCUUUAUAA
Molecule: messenger RNA, 807 nt
Organism: Caenorhabditis remanei
Lineage: Eukaryota; Metazoa; Nematoda; Chromadorea; Rhabditida; Rhabditidae
Exons: 3
Coding region: 1-807 (268 amino acids)
Source: RefSeq, a predicted model, not a curated record